AUGGGUGAACUACAAAUCCAAGACCACGAUGCGGUCGUACCGAUCGCGAUUGUCGGAAUGGCCUGUCGCUUCCCCGGUGACGGUGAGAACGUCGAGUCGCUGCUUGCAAUGCUUCAGAAAGGUGGGGACGCUUGGUCAGAAUUUCCAAAAGAUCGACUCAACAUCGACGGGUUCUAUCACCCUAGUGGCCAACGUCAAGGCUCAAUUGGCUUCAGGGGAGCGCAUUUCCUCAAAGACGACAUCAAAGCCUUUGACGCUAAAUCUGAGGCACAUGCGAUUGACCCACAGCAGCGUAUCUUGCUUGAGGUGACGUAUCAGGCACUCGAGAAUGCCGGCUACUCUAAGGAGUCGCUUGACCUUAGUGAGACUUCUGUCAACGUCGGAACAUUUGUCAAGGACUACGAGCAAGUUGUCCUUCGAGACCCAGACUGGGCGCCUCAAUAUGCAGCAACCGGGACCGGUGCGGCGAUCCUUGCCAAUCGCAUCUCGUACCAGUUCAAUCUUCGAGGACCCAGCCAGACUGUAGAUACAGGAUGCAGUGCGAGUCUUGUCGGUGUGCACAACUGUAGUCAAGACCUCCGGACUGGACGAGCCGAUCUGGCCAUUGCUGCGGGUGUUGGCAUGAUCCUGACCCCCGCUACCAUGAUGCCCAUGACAGCGCUCAAUUUUCUUGGAAAAGACGGGAAGUGCUAUACAUUCACGAGCAAGGCAGAGGGUUACGGUCGUGGUGAAGGCGUCGGCGUGGUCAUAUUGAAGCGACUCCAGGACGCAAUACGGGACAAUGAUACCAUACGCGCGGUCAUUCGCGGGUCGCGCGUCAACCAAGACGGCAGGACUACAGGCAUCACCAUGCCCAGCUCCGACGCACAGCUCUCCAAUAUCGAGGCGGUUUACAAGGAGGCGGGUUUGGAUGUAGAUCAGACUGCCUACGUCGAGUGCCACGGCACUGGAACUCCGGCGGGCGACCCGAAGGAGUGUUUUGCCGUAUCUCGAGCAUUCUGUGAAAAUCGCGACGUCGACAAGCCCAUCCUCGUUGGCUCGAUCAAGCCCAACGUUGGCCACCUCGAGGGCGCGGCAGGUGUCGCUGGUCUGAUCAAGGCAGUCCUUGCUGUUGAGCGCGGUCAAAUACCAAAGAAUUUGUUCUUCGAACCCUCCAUUGAAAGUCCAAAGAUCAAAUUUAAGGAGUGGAAGGUCAAGGUCCCCACCUCUCUCACCAACUGGCCAACGGACGGGCUUCGACGAGCAAGUGUCAACUGCUUCGGUUUCGGAGGCACAAAUGCCCACGUAAUACUCGACGAUGCUGGCUCGUAUCUCGCACAACGGUCUUUGUCCGGUAACCAUCGUUCUCUGCCUACCACAGCCUCGACUGGUCUCGCCAAGGAGCAGAAGACCUUUGCAGCCGCUCAAUUGAUUCUUGUCUCGUCCCAUGAGAAGGAUGGCAUCGCUAGGAUCACUUCAGGCCACGCGCCUUUCAUCGCGAAGCAUGUCUCAGAUGCUUCCCUCAUGGCAAACUACGCCUACACGAUGUCUCGCCGUUCUUCCCUCGAGUUCAAGGCCUGCAUAGUUGCUCAAUCGGCGUCUGACCUCGAGCAACAGCUCGCCGCACCUGAGCGCCUCAACAUCCAUCGGUUUCUCCCUUCCGAUGAUGCGGACCCAACUCUGGCGAUGAUCUUUUGUGGCCAAGGCGCCCAGUGGCAUGCUAUGGGCCGCGAGCUGAUCGACUUUCAGCCCUUCUGCAGCAGCCUUGUCGGGGCCUCCAAGUAUCUAUCCAAGAUUUUAGCCAGUGACUUCGAUCUUCUACAGGAGCUGAGAAAUCAUGACGCUUCUCUGAGUCGCAUCAACGAGCCCAAGUUUGCGCAGCCAGCGACCACCGCGAUUCAGGUCGCACUCGUUGACUUGCUCAAGGCAUCUGGUAUCUUGCCCUCGGCAGUAGUCGGCCACUCGUCUGGGGAGAUCGCUGCCGCAUAUGCUUCUGGCUUCUUGACCAGAGAGGACGCUUGGCUCAUCGCCUUUCGUCGCGGAGAGCACACACACUCCCUCCAGUACUUACAUCCGGAUGUCAAGGGGCGCAUGAUGGCCGCUGGUCUGUCCGUCACGCACGUGCAGGAAUACAUUCGACGAGUCCCCCCUGGGACCGUUGUUGUUGCUUGUGAGAACAGCACGGCUUCCGUCACUCUGUCUGGGAAUGAAAAGGAGAUUUUGCACCUUGCGCAAGAGAUGGACGUGGACGGCGUCUUUCAUCGAUUGCUCAACGUCACGACAGCCUAUCACUCACACCACAUGCGCUUGAUCGGCCAAGCAUACCAGCAAUCUCUACAUGAAGUGAGACCAAUCAACUUCGGGCAAGGUCCUCGAAUGUUCUCUUCCGUCACCGGUGAAGAGGUCUUUGCGGGACAAGUAGGCGCCGAGUACUGGACCAAGAACCUCACAUGCCCUGUGCUCUUCAGCCAGGCUUUCUCUAGUAUGUAUAGAGCUAUAAAGCCCAAGCUCGUUCUCGAGGUUAGUCCAGCUGUCACAUUGAAGCGGCCUGUCCAGGAGAUCGUCAAUGCCCUCACCGUGGAGAAGGAAAUGAAGGAGCUCCCGUGCAUUCCACUUCUCAAGCGAAACGAGCACGCUUCUGUCACCGCUCUUGCAGCUCUGGGCGAACUCUGGGCACGCGGUCAUCACGCGGACUUUUCGUGGGUUUGGAGAAGCAAAGAGGGUCUUUUACCACAGCUUCUUGUGGAUCUGCCUCCAUAUCCCUUCAAUCGUUCCAAGAGCUAUUGGUUUGAAUCACAUUUGGGCAUUGCCCUCCGCCAGAGGAAGCACGGCCGUGAAGACCUGAUCGGUGCUCCUUUGGCUGACUCCACCCCUCAGCACCCUCGCUGGCGCGGUUUCCUGAGACUCGACGAGAAUCCGUGGCUGAACGAUCACAAAGUCCAAAAGGUCGUCAUCUACCCUGCUGCCGGCCUAGUCACGAUGGCUCUAGAGGCUGCGAGGCAAUGCAGUGACCCUUCGUUGCGAGUAGAUACAUACCAAAUCUCCAACUUCACCAUUGCCAAGCCAGUCAUCAUCCCAGGAAACCAGCAUGGCUUGGAGCACAUAAUCGACACGCAGGCAUUGAAGAUUCCAUUACCGGAUGCCACCAACGGCAUGGCGGUCUAUACAUUCUCAAUUCAGACGAGGACGGAACAUGGGCCUUGGCAGGAGAACGCAAGCGGUCUGUUCAAUAUCUUCUACGGCGGAAAGUUGACCGACGAGCCUCGGAGUGAUGCCAUUUGGUGCCAGGGUUACCGAGACACCUAUUGGAGGCUGCGCUCUGAGUGCACUCAGAAAAUCAGCGCUCGUUCUUUGUAUGAGAGGCUGGAUGGAAUUGGCAUGAAUUAUGGGCCACUGUUCCAAAACGUUGUCGCCCUAGCCAGGGGCCAGCACUCCUGCACCAGCAUUGUGCGCAUUCCCGACACCAAAUCCAAAAUGCCAGCACAAUUUGAGUACGAUCACCUCAUCCAUCCCGCCACUCUCGACGCUAUGUUUCAAACAGUAUUUGCUGUCGGCGAUGAGACGAUGGUUCCGUCCUGCAUCCGCCAGAUCUGCUUCUCGCCCGCCAUGUUGAAGGGAGCUGGCGCCGAGUUCCAUGGGUACGCCAUCGCUCAGCGCAAGGGUUUUCGCGAAGCCUCAGCGGACAUUGUAAUGUCUGACGAGACUUUCAGCAAACGUUUAAUUGUUGUGAAGGGCAUGGAGUCUAUAAAAUUGGCUUCUUCAGGCGCGUCCGGGUUCUUGCCCAGUAACCGACACCUUUGCAGCGAGCUUAUUUGGCGAGAGCUGUAUCCCGUCUGGUCUCAUAUGCAUGGAUCAGUAUCUAUCAACGAUGGAAUAUCGAUAAUCGUCCUACUCCCAGAUGGAGAUAUCUCUGAGGUCACCAACCUCCUUGCCCAGCGCCUUGCCCUUCCCAAUGUUGAGCUCGUUCACCUGUCUCAACUGACUCCACAGCAAGCGAGCAAGCUCUGCAUCUCCCUUGUCGAGGUUGAUCAAGCCAUCAUGUUCAACAUGUCUCGUCCAAUUUUCGAACAGAUCAAGCUCCUCCUGAAGGCCACGCCUGGUCUCCUUUGGGUUACAAGGGGUGCUCAGAAGACUGCAGAGAUGCCAUGGAUGGCCCCUUUCCACGGCCUGGCCAGGACCGUCCGUUCUGAGGAUUCUUCCAAGCGCAUUAUUACUCUUGAUCUUGAUGGGACUCGGAACGAGGAACAUGCAAAUAUAGCCAUUUCUGCUAUGCAAAUUAUUUUCAACAAGGCCUUUGUCGAGACCAAUAUGACCGAAAUUCCUGAAGUUGAAUACUCUCUUCGAGAUAGCAAGCUUUUCACUGCUCGCCUUCAUCCCUUAGAAAUGAUCAACGAGGUCAUUGAGAAGGGCUACGAUCAGGCGAUACGCACUGAGACUCUGCCUCUUGGUACACUCCGUCAGCCUGUUAAACUCAAGAUCUCGCACAUCACGGAUACAACGAGCACGUACUUCGAAACAAACGAUGCUGACACGCAGCCUCUUGGACCAUACGAUGUUCGCAUUGCCGUUCACAGCACAAAUCUCUUCCAGUUUGAUCUUGACACUAUCUUAGGUCGAAGCAGUGAGUGCAGCCUGGGCGCCGAUGUCAUUGGUACGGUGGAACAGGUGGGAUCAAGCGUUACCAGAAUCACUGUUGGUGUUCUAGUGGUCGCCCUGGCCAGCGGCACAGUACGGUCGUCGGUGACAGUUGACCAGAUCUUUGUUCACCAGCUGCACGCCCCCUGCAAAAUACGAGGCUUGAGUCCAGCCGCAUUGACCUGCGCUUAUCAUCGCUUCAACAAUAUCGCAGGCCUUUCUUGCGGGGAUACCGUCUUUAUACACUGUGCGGCCGGCCCUUUCGGCGAUGCAGCAAUUCGAGUGGCUCAAUAUCUCGGCGCAACUGUUUUUGCAGGUGUCAGCAACGCAGAACAACGCUCCGACCUGAAUAUGCACUACGGCCUGCCGCAGGAGCACAUCAUUGAUGUGAACAACGAGGCUUUUUCUGAGCAGCUCAUGCACCUGACAGCCGGCGACGGUGUCGACUGUGUGUUCUCACCCACGGUGGAUCAUUUAGACCAGAGCGCUCAGUCCGUUGGAGACAACGGCCACAUUUUCCUUGUCAGCAACACUGCUUCGUCAAAGGCAGCUAUUGCUCCCCGGUAUGCCAACGUCUCUAUCCAUAAGUUCGACCUCUUUGAAGUUGCGAAGAAACGAACCAAGGUAAUCGCACAGGCUUGGGAGGAUGUGCUCAAGCUCGUUUUGGAGGACCGCCUUGGCAGCCCAUCUCCCAACCUCGUCCACGAGGAGCGAGUUGAGAAUCUUGAUCGGCUCUGGGACUCCAUGGCCGCGAAUCCGGGCCGCCACCUGAACACCCUUCGCUUCACUGCCAAAUCCCACAUACGGGUUGGCACCAACCCUUUAACUCCUAUGGUGCUACAUCCCAAUGCUACCUACGCCCUUGUUGGCGGACUGGGUGGCCUGGGCAAAGCCCUGGCUGGCCUGAUGGUUGACCGCGGAGCGCGAAACUUGCUAUUUCUUUCUCGUUCAGGCGCGAACACGCCAGAAGACUAUCAAUUUCUGCAUUCAAUAUCGCAACGCGGCGUCAAAGCCUUAGCUCUUGCUGUUGACAUUUGCAACGAAAGAAGCCUUCGUCAAGCGUUUGCUAACAUCUGCAUGCCGCCUGUCAAAGGAGCUGUCCAAUGCGCAGCAGUCGUGGCUGAUGCGGUGUGGGAGAGCAUGUCAUAUGAGGACUGGACGGCCGCUACGAAUCCUAAGAUCACUGGCUCUUGGAACCUUCACAACGUCCUGCCUCAUGAUAUGGACUUCUUCGUCUUAUUGUCAUCUGCCUCCGGCGUGAUUGGUAAUCGCGGCCAGGCGAAUUAUGCCGCUGGUAACUGUUUCCAAGAUGCGUUGGCCCACCACCGCGCGUCCCUUGGCCUGAAAAAUUCCGUUUCCCUCGACCUUGGCCCUGUCAUGGGUGCCGGGAUGUUGGAGGAGGACGAGAAGACCCUGGCCACUCUCAAGGCUGGUGGCUUCUUCACGGUCUCGCUGGAAAACUUUCUCUUUCUCGUAGAGCGCGCCAUGGUCGGCGGCGGCAGCAACGCCCUCCAACUUCCAGCUCAGGUGAUUACCGGCGUUGGCACGGGCGGCUUGAUCUUGCAGAACGAAGUCACCGACCCUUACUGGACCGAGACCAAGAUGUUUGAUAUUCUCAAUCAGCUCGAUCUCCCAGAGGAACAAUCCGACACUUCUGGCGAUACACCGUGGAGCUCCUCAACCUCCACGAGCAUCUCCUCGCAGAGCAGCGGCAGGGCCAUGGUCGCGGCGCUCAAGUCGGCUGACUCUGCUGACGAGGCUGCUCAUGUCGCCCUCACGGCCUGUGUGGAGUAUCUGUCUGUCUCCCUGAGCAUGUCUCCGGACGACAUGGAUGUGGACAAGUCUCUCACGGCCUAUGGCGUCGACUCCCUCGUCACGUCCUCCUUCCGCAGCUGGAUAUUCAAGAACACCAGCGUGAAGGUCAGCGAUAUGGAGGUCAUCGGCGCGGCGUCCAUCAUGGAGUUGGCGCGCUCCAUUGUCGAGAAGGGGGGUUUUGGCAUAUAG
Molecule: messenger RNA, 6618 nt
Organism: Diaporthe amygdali
Lineage: Eukaryota; Fungi; Ascomycota; Sordariomycetes; Diaporthales; Diaporthaceae
Product: polyketide synthase 10
Exons: 5
Coding region: 1-6618 (2205 amino acids)
Biological process (GO): secondary metabolite biosynthetic process; fatty acid biosynthetic process
Molecular function (GO): 3-oxoacyl-[acyl-carrier-protein] synthase activity; oxidoreductase activity; fatty acid synthase activity
Source: RefSeq, a predicted model, not a curated record